CUGAGCCCUUUUGCUUUGUUAUCAGUGCCCAGCAUUGAUUUUUCCCGUUGCUUCCUUUCAGCUAUAGCGUGGCAUUGAUUGACGUCCCGCGUUAACGCUCUGCAGGACAAGUCCCCUGAUCCGUGCCAGGGUGGGGAGGGUUCAGCACUGGCGAUUGAUGCCAUGCAGCGUUAACAAGAGGAGCAUUUGUUUUUGUGCUGAAAACGAGCCACCGGCAGAGAGUGCUUUUAAACACGCCUGGUCGACGAUCAGCGGGAGGAAAGUUUGAGUGAUGGAUCAGAGGUCAAGAUUAAUGACAGUUUAAGAUCAGCUUUUCUGGCAGAGGUUCCUGUUUGAAUCUGGUCCAAUGAAAGGUGAAGAAGAAGCCAUCGGGGGUUCUAAAUGCUGCUCGUUUCCAGCACCCAUGGAGCUGCUCAGUCCCUCCAAGAGGAAGGACUGCCCUCAGAACGUCACAGAGAAGGUCACGCAGGUGUUUUCUUUGGAGUCAGAUGUACUUCCUGAAUAUAAACUCCAGGCACCAGAGACAAGAUGGUGGAUUUUGCUUCACUACAGCCCCUUCAAGGCAUUUUGGGACUGGAUUAUUCUCCUCCUGGUUCUUUACACAGCUGUUUUCACUCCGUACUCAGCUGCCUUCCUCUUAGAUGAACAUGGAGGGUUUAGACAAAGGAGAUGUGGCUACACGUGUAACCCUUUGAAUAUAGUAGACCUCAUGGUGGACGUGCUGUUUAUUGUGGACAUAGUCAUCAACUUUCGCACCACGUACGUCGACCAAAAGGACGUGGUGAUCACGCAGCCAAGCCGGAUAGCCAAACAUUAUAUCAAAGGCUGGUUUUUUAUUGAUCUUUUUGCAGCAAUCCCCUUUGACCUUGUUAUUUUUAGAUCUGGGUCUGAUGAGAUGGCAACCUUAACAAGCCUACUUAAAACAGCUCGGCUGUUGAGACUGGUCCGUGUGGCAAGAAAGCUGGACCGAUAUUCUGAAUACGGAGCUGCAGUCCUCUUCUUGCUCAUGUGUACGUUUGUUCUCAUCGCUCAUUGGCUYGCCUGCAUUUGGUACGCCAUUGGCUUUGUGGAGAGGCCGUACACCGAGACUGGUUGGCUGGACAAYCUGGCUGAACAACUAGGAAAGACGUACAAUGACAGUGAUUCCACCUCUGGUCCGUCAGUCAAAGACAAAUAUGUCACCGCCCUCUACUUCACUUUGAGCAGUUUGACAAGUGUGGGGUUUGGUAACGUCUCUCCAAACACUAACUCUGAGAAGAUUUUCUCCAUCUGUGUCAUGGUCAUUGGAUCUCUCAUGUAUGCCAGUAUAUUUGGGAAUGUGUCUGCCAUCAUCCAGCGGCUGUACUCGGGUACUACCCGUUACCACACCCAGAUGCUGCGGGUCAAAGAGUUUAUCCGCUUUCACCAAAUUCCAGGUGCUCUUCGGCAAAGACUGGAGGAGUACUUUCAGCAUGCCUGGUCCUACACAAAUGGCAUAGACAUGAAUGCUGUGUUGAAGGGAUUUCCAGUGUCUCUGCAGGCAGACAUCUGUUUGCACCUCAAUCGUUCUUUGCUGCACAACUGCAAAGCUUUCCGUGGAGGAAGUAAAGCUUGUCUACGCGCAUUAGCGAUGAGAAUCAGAACUGUCCAUGCUCCUCCGGGGGACACUUUGAUUCAUUACGGAGACCUCCUGGACUCACUCUUCUUCAUCUCACGUGGAUCCAUCCAAGUCAUGAGGGAUUAUGUGGUGAUAGCCUUAUUAGAAAAGAACGACAUCUUCGGGGAGCUCAUCCACAUGUUUGAUGAACCAGGAAGGGCCAACGCAGAUGUGUACACCAUCACUUACUGUGACUUGCACUGCAUCCCAAGGGAAGAUCUUCUGGAGGUUCUUGAUAUUUACCCAAAUUUUGCUGACAACUUCUGGAGGAACCUGGAAAUCACUUUUGAUCUACGAGAUACUGAUCCAAUGCCGCCGAUAAUAGCUGAUGAUUCUGGGGAUGACAGUGAAUAUCGCCACAAACAAAAACACAGAAAUCACUCCCUUGACUGCAGAAUAAGGCCAGAUGGAAUCGAUCAUGAAGACUCGUAUCAUCUUCAGUCCUGCCAUCACUCACCUCCUCAGGCCGGCUGGGAGGAUCUCUGGAGCAGUGGGUCCUCGUGUUCCCAGUCGAGCGAAGGCCUGGCCAAGCCUAUCACUCACAAUGCUGGAACAGAGCUUUACCCUCCUUCUGUGGUUCAACUGCUGCCUCAAAGUGGAACUACAGAUGCGGCAUUGGACCGAGGUCACCAAGCCUCAUCUUUGAAUGUGCCUGGAAUGUAUCGCUACUGGUCAGAUCAACAGUCUCAGCAGUUCUCCAGUCAUGUCCUACGAUCAUCUUCAGCCUGCAACUCGAACCACCCACCACUGGUCACAGAAGAGAGGCCCAGUGAGCUCGAGUCUCAACUUCAAGUCUUGCAAUCGCAGCUCAACAGGUUAGAAACUCGUAUGACAGCUGACAUCAAUGUUAUUCUACAGCUCCUCCAGAGGCAGAAUGCUGCUGUACCCCCCGCCUACAGCACUGUAUCAUCCAGUGCCCUCCCUAUUGAUUCAGCUGGUUUAUAUGAGACUGGGACUCCAGUGCUGCACAGCAUGUAUCCAAUUUCCCCCAUACAAGUGGACAACAACAUACCCAAACAUACCUUGGACCAGACAAACCUUAAAUCUUCCAAAACCUCCCAAGAAUCACUGUCCAGCGGCAUCCACGUGAUCGCAGCGUCCGACGACACAACGUUCAUGGCCGUAACCCCUGAAACUGACACUCAUCCAGGUUUCACUCCACAGCUGCCGCAGCAGUCAGUCAAGUCGGCCCUUGAGGUCAACACCAGGCUGUAUGAGAAGCUGCACUGUCCCUCACUGCCAGCAGACCUGGAUCUCACCGCAGAACGGACCAGGAUCCAGAAACACGUCUCAGACCCAACGCUACCAGUCACCUGAUGACACGUGUGACUAUUCAGGCUUGACUCUGAGAGGACCCGUGCAAAUUAUGUGUUUUAUGCAAACAGUCGAUAUAGACUUUGAUAAUCUGUAGUGUUAAAAAAAGCUGAGAUUGAUUCACAUUAUCAGAUAUCAGUGUAAUUUAAAUAGCCUUCCUCCAGAGUAUUUACUCAGUUAAACUUUUUAUGAACAGCUGAUACAGAACAGAUUUUUUUUACUGCUUCCUUACAACCUGGGAAAUAACCCAAACCCUGACUGAAAAUUUACAGAUGUGGUUAAAACACUUGUUUUUUUUUCCCCAUAUAAUAUUUUUACAAUAGUAACAACUAACUAGAUCUAUGGAAACAAAAUCAGUGAACUCUUUGUGUUUUUGAAAGGUGGCGAUGCACGUGGACAAUAAAAAGAUGUUUUGUGCAUUAAAAUAACACGGUAAUAAAAUACAAAGAUGUUUACUUUAAUAAAAUAUUUAGAUAUAUUUUCACUCUGACUGGGCAGAAGCCCACUGGAAGUUGUUGAUCUCUCCCACGGCCAGAAAGGGGUCCUGGAUGAUCUGCUGCAUCUGUCCCAGAUUAGAGUUAGACAGAUAAAAGUAGGAUUGACCAGAACACGGUUUUUUAAAUUAUUAUUUUCUCUGGGAGAAAUUGAUGUUAAGGAGUUUACAUUACAAAUAAAUUACCUUCUGAAUAA
Austrofundulus limnaeus is the source of this 3640-nucleotide messenger RNA. It is a transcript of the gene kcnh6b, whose product is annotated as potassium voltage-gated channel, subfamily H (eag-related), member 6b. Gene Ontology annotation, molecular function: inward rectifier potassium channel activity. Gene Ontology annotation, biological process: regulation of heart rate by cardiac conduction; membrane repolarization during cardiac muscle cell action potential; potassium ion transmembrane transport. NCBI's taxonomy places the organism in Eukaryota, Metazoa, Chordata, Actinopteri, Cyprinodontiformes, Rivulidae. The transcript has 12 exons. Gene Ontology annotation, cellular component: plasma membrane. The record is from RefSeq and is a predicted model, not a curated record. The coding region runs from base 347 to 2953 and encodes 868 amino acids.